This is a messenger RNA of Saimiri boliviensis boliviensis (Bolivian squirrel monkey), 3775 nucleotides long. It is a transcript of the gene LIPN, whose product is annotated as lipase family member N. The record is from RefSeq and is a predicted model, not a curated record. Lineage: Eukaryota; Metazoa; Chordata; Mammalia; Primates; Cebidae. Gene Ontology annotation, molecular function: hydrolase activity, acting on ester bonds.
ACUCUUCAGCCUGAUGUCAAAAGCAAAAGUUCAGAAGUUCCUCAUCAAUAAGGAGUCCUUGGGAGCAAGUGAAGCUCAUCUAACUAGGCAUUUCUAUGAUGUGGCUGUUUUUGACCACAGCUUGUUUGAUUUCUGGAACCUUAAAUGCUGGUGGAUUAGUUGAUUUGGAAAAUGAAGUGAAUCCUGAGGUGUGGAUGAAUACUAGUGAAAUAAUCAUCUACAAUGGCUAUCCCAGUGAAGAGUAUGAAGUCACCACUGAAGAUGGGUACAUACUGCUUGUCAACAGAAUUCCCUAUGGGCGAAGACAUGCUAGGAGCACAGGUCCCCGUCCAGUUGUGUAUAUGCAGCAUGCCCUGUUUGCAGACAAUGCCUACUGGCUUGAGAAUUAUGCCAAUGGAAGCCUUGGAUUUCUUCUAGCAGAUGCAGGUUACGAUGUAUGGAUGGGAAACAGUCGGGGAAACACUUGGUCAAGAAGACACAAAACACUCUCAGAGACAGAUGAGAAAUUCUGGGCCUUUAGUUUUGAUGAAAUGGCCAAAUAUGAUCUCCCAGGAGUAAUAGACUUCAUUGUAAAUAAAACUGGUCAGGAGAAAUUGUAUUUCAUUGGACAUUCACUUGGCACUACAAUAGGGUUUGUAGCCUUUUCCACCAUGCCUGAACUGGCACAAAGAAUCAAAAUGAAUUUUGCCUUGGGUCCUGUUAUCUCAUUCAAAUAUCCUGCCAGCAUUUUUACCAGUUUUUUUCUACUUCCAAAUUCCAUAAUCAAGGCUUUUUUUGGUACCAAAGGUUUCUUUUUAGAAGAUAAGAAAAAGAAGACACCUUCUAGCAAAAUCUGCAACAAUAAGAUACUCUGGUUGUUAUGUAGAGAAUUUAUGUCCUUAUGGGCUGGUUUCAAUCAGAAAAACAUGAAUCAGAGUCGAAUGGAUGUGUAUAUGUCACAUGCUCCCACUGGUUCAUCAAUACAGAACAUUCUGCAUAUAAAACAGCUUUACCGAUCUGAUGAAUUCAGAGCUUAUGACUGGGGAAAUGAAGCCGAUAAUAUGAAACAUUACAAUCAGAUUCGUCCCCCUAUAUAUGACCUGACUGCCAUGAAAGUGCCUACUGCUAUUUGGGCUGGUGGACAUGACGUCCUUGUAACACCCCAGGAUGUGGCCAGGAUACUGCCUCAAAUCAAGAGUCUUUAUUACUUUAAGCUAUUGCCCGAUUGGAACCACUUUGAUUUUGUUUGGGGCCUUGAUGCCCCUCAACGGAUGUACAGUGAAAUCAUAGCUUUAAUGAAGGCAUAUUCCUAAAUGCUAUACAUUGCAUUUACUUUUCAGUCAAAAGUUGCUUCCAAGCCCAUAAGGGACUUUAGGAAAAAUACUAACCAAGAAUGAGGUUGUCCUCCAGCACCAUGGGGGAGAAGCAUAAUGAAGUUUGUUUUCCAAGUUCAUCGUGUUAGUGUUAUUUAUGUUUAGAGACAUCUUUGCAUGGGACCAUCUACCGGUCCCAUGAGGCAGAUUGGGCAAAAAGAUAAAUAAGUUGCUAUUCUAUUUGGUAUUUAAUUAAAUUAUCAUUUUUAGUGUAUACCAUGAAGUAUAGAAAUGUCUGAAAUUUCAAAGGAACAGUGAAAUUCCAUUAAGGUCCUAUAUGGAAACUUCUAUGGUCAUUUUAUUUAUACGGGUUGCUAGGGCAAUGGAUAGAGUGUGGGAUUAGGAGGUGGGCCUGUAACUUCUUUACAAAAUUUUCUUAGGUAUCCUGAAGAUGUACUAGACAUUUUUACUUUUUAAGAUAUUUUCAACAUCAGAAAUUCAAAAAAGUCCCCAAAGAUUCUUCCUGAGAAGUUAUAGCCUCUUAUAAUCUUAUCCCUGGCUAUCUGGGCAAAUGAAUUCUUGAACCCAUAAUAGGAUACGUGUAUAAAAUCUUCCUCAUUGCAGCAGAAAUAAAUCUUGCAGCAUCUAUAGAUCGAUAUCAUUUUAUAAUCAUAGGAAGGCUUGUUUAGCAUGUAAUGCCCCCUUUACAGGCUUUGUGAUCUUUGAGGGGUUUGAACAUUCCAUGAAAAAGUGACAGAUAAGAAACUGACAAUGAAAGGUUAAGCUAAAGAUGGAAGCAGAAAGUAAAAGGCUAGAUAAUCUCUAAACAUUAAGGAUUUUCUUCCUUCGUCUUAAAAGCAGUGGAAAGCCACAAAAAUAUUUUUACCUAAAGGAAGCCUGAUCACCAUAUUUUUAUAAAUAUCACUUUGGCUGCUGCAUGGAAAAUGGAUUGGAAGACAACAAUAAAAGAUGCCGAGCAAGUUUGUAAAUCUGAUCAAGUGUUCUGAUGCAGUCUGAUAUCCUUCUGUGCUCUCUAAGAGAGAUGAUUGCUGGAAAAUCCAGAGCCGGUUCCAUAAUACUGCCCUGCCCUGCUGGCAAAUCUACAAGCUGCCUGCCACUGGAGACAUUCUUCUCUCAAAACUAGCAUUAUUUAAUUUAAUGUGUAUGUGUUGAUGGGGAAUAAUGGUCACCAUGAAAACCAGGUGGUAAUAUGGAAAAAUACCCAUGAUAUAAUGUUAUGUGACGAGAAGAAAAUGAAACAGGUAGAACUAUGUGAUCCCAAAUAUGUACAAAUAUUAAAACAAUUAUAUGACUUUAUAAAACAUUUGUAUAAAAUAAAAAAUGAAGUCAUAUAAAAAUAAAAUUAGUUGUGUCAGGGUAGUAACAUGAUGGGUGAUUUAUACUUUAAAGUUUUUAAUAUAGUAAUGAUACAAUGCUGCAACUUAUCUAAAUCUCACAAACUUAAUAUUUAGUAAAGGAAGAUAGACAUAAAAGAUGUAGACUAAAUAACUGAUGGCUCUAGAAGCCUUAAAAAGUUUAUUUUUAGGAGGAGAAUCCUGCAUUGGAGGCCUCUAGGGUCCAGAAAAAUGUCCUAAUACUAGAGCUAGGUGCUAGUCAGAUUAAUUGUAAUAUAUUUCAUUAUUGUAUCUGAAAUACCAAGAUCACUUCCAAGCAGGAAUAGAGUCUAGCAAUACUAUACUGUUGGGGAACUUGGCCACAUACCUGUAAUAUGAAUUUUUGGAUAUGUUGACAAUGUUUCUUUGAUUUUUCUUACUUAUACAAAGCAAGAAAUUUGGCUCACAACCUUGUAACAGACUUACCAGAUUACUCUAGUUUCUCAAACCUCAAGAUCCCAUUACUAUUUUUAAUAGAACAAGGUAAAUAAUAACAUUAAUGUAAUUCAAUAUAAAUUCAUGUCAAAUGUAAAUUCUGACUCUGAACUCUGGUGAAUUUCCUUCAAAUGGUAUAAUCAAUUUCAGAGAGGCAAAGUCUUGCUCAAAAAUGAUGGCCUUUCUGAGAAUCAUUAACCAAAGAACAAGAAAAGUAUUUCACCAUCUGGGAUUUGUUCAAUCACCUCUACAUUCUUUAAUCACCUCUACAUUCUCCUGUCAUAGGAAGGUUAACUCACAUCUUCCAAAGUCUGGCCACAAUACCACCAUUUUUGAAAAGGUUUCUUUGAACUAUAUGCCCUAGAAUUCCUGUUCCUUCUUCUAAAUCACUUUUUAAUAUGCUUCCGAAUUAUCUUUUUGGAGAGUGUUGUGUAAGUCUACCUCCCUAAUAAAUCUUAAGUAGCUUGGAAACAGAAGAAAUUAGAUAUAGAACUGUCCAUUACCAUAUUAAUUUCACUCUUGCUAUUCCUUGAUGGUCUACAACCACCACCACCAACCCCAGCUCUCCUUGAACUUGAUCCCUGACAACCACUUAUCUGUUCUCUGUCACUAUAAUGUCUCAUAAAUAAAAUCAUGGAGUGUGUGGCCUUUGGA